AUGAGUGUAAAAAGCUUGCUACAUUGGGGAUUUGACCUGACCUUAAUAGCCAUGGUGCUGGCUGCUUUCAGACAAAAUACAGGCUAUGUAUUUGCGUAUGAACAUUAUGGGAUAGGAAGUCACGUAUACAAAUUACUUUCAUGUGGUGAAUGGUGUUAUAAUACAUUCUGCAACUAUGCUAUAAACUCUAGAUACUUCAGGAAACAACUUCCAAGAGACAAAUUUAAGAACCCAAGGAUAAGAGAGGUAGAGGAAUUGAGCAGGUCGGAUCUUUAA
Molecule: messenger RNA, 276 nt
Organism: Zygotorulaspora mrakii
Lineage: Eukaryota; Fungi; Ascomycota; Saccharomycetes; Saccharomycetales; Saccharomycetaceae
Gene: MCO12
Product: Mco12p
Exons: 1
Coding region: 1-276 (91 amino acids)
Cellular component (GO): cytoplasm
Source: RefSeq, a predicted model, not a curated record